AUGUCGGGCAGCGCGAGUAAAGCGGCGGCGAAGAACGCGUGGCGCCGCGCGAAGGCGAAGAAGGAGAAGGCCGAGGCCGCAACAUCUAGAGAAGUUUCUGUACAACCAGCCACUGCCGAAAAUGGUAUUGCGCCGUCCGCAGAGCCCAAGGCCGAGACCACGCCCGAUAACGAUGCUCAACCCGCCCCCGACAGCAAUGCCCCUUCAUCUCAAGCUCUUGCCGUCAUGCAAGAUGACAUCAACCCUGACGACCCACUCUAUGAUCAGUUCAAGGGUGUCCUUGAGAAGUUCCAGGAGUCGGAAGCGGACAAGAGUGAUGGCCAGAUAGCUCAGAAGCCCGAGGUUAUGUGGGACGAUGAUGAGGUUCCGGAGGAGGAGGACGAUCAGCCGAAGCCGCUGUCGAAGAAGAAGAAGAAGGAGUUGAACAAGUUGUCCGUAGCAGAACUGAAGGCCCUGGUCAGGAAACCUGAACUCGUCGACUGGACCGACACAUCUUCACCGGACCCUCGGUUACUCGUCGCCAUCAAAGGUCACCGCAAUGUCGUCCCCGUCCCGAGUCAUUGGUCGCUCAAGCGCGAGUACCUUUCGUCGAAACGCGGUAUCGAGAAGCCGCCCUUCGCCCUCCCCAAGUUCAUCCAAGAGACUGGUAUCGCCGAGAUGCGCGAUGCUGUUCUGGAGAAGCAAGACCAACAGACGAUGAAACAGAAGCAGAGGGAGCGCGUGCAGGGCAAGCUGAACAAACUUGACAUUGACUACCAAAAGCUCUACGAGGCAUUCUUCAGAUUCCAGACGAAGCCUGAGCUGACCAGGUAUGGUGAGGUGUACUACGAGGGUAAGGAGUACGAGACCAACUUGAAGCACUUGCGUCCCGGUGAGCUUAGUGAGGAGCUGAAAGAGGCUCUGAACAUUCCGCCUGGCGCUCCUCCGCCUUGGCUGAUUAACAUGCAGCGUUUCGGUCCGCCUCCCUCGUACCCUGCACUGAAGAUACCGGGUCUCAACGCACCGCCACCCCCUGGGGCUCAGUGGGGAUUCCACCCUGGCGGAUAUGGCAAGCCUCCGGUUGAUGAGUACAACAGACCCCUCUACGGAGGUGAUGUGUUUGGUGUCCUUCAGCCGAAUCAACCUGAGCAUGUCGGCGAACCCGUUGAGAAAACGUUGUGGGGCGAGCUGCAGGAACCCGAAGAGGAAUCGGAGGAGGAAGAAGAGAGCGAAGAGGAGGACGAGGAUGAGGACGAAGACGAGGACGCUGGCGGAAUGGACGCCAGUGGCCUUGUGACACCAGGCGGCAUGGCAUCGACUGUCCCGUCCGAAUACGGCGGCGCAGAAAGUGUUGGUGGUGACUUCACUCUACGCAAACAACGCCGCGGUACCGAAACAGAGGAACCGACACAUCCCCGCUCGGCUUACACGGUGCUGCCCGAACAGAACAUCAAGGCCUCAGGCUUCUUUGGUGGCGAGAAGGCAUACGACCUUAAAACCGCUCAGCAGAACCUUCCAGUCCUUGGGCAGGAAGACAGCGGUAGGAAAAAGAGGAAGGCAGGCGAUCUUGACGUCAGUGUCGACAUGGAUGCCCUGGAGAGGGAUGACAAGUUGAGCAAAGAUGAGAUCAAGAGGCAAUAUGAGGUCCAGCGCCAGGCUGAACAGCAGGGCGGCUGGGGCUCCGCUUACCAGGAUGAUCUCAGCUCGAUGAUUGCCGAAGAGAGUGCCAAGCGACUGAAGAAGGAUCAAGAGCGCCGCGGCAGGCGCUAA
This is a messenger RNA of Diplodia corticola, 1749 nucleotides long. RefSeq names its product splicing factor 3b. Gene Ontology annotation, cellular component: U2-type spliceosomal complex; nucleus; precatalytic spliceosome. The coding region runs from base 1 to 1749 and encodes 582 amino acids. The transcript has 2 exons. The record is from RefSeq and is a predicted model, not a curated record. Gene Ontology annotation, biological process: mRNA splicing, via spliceosome. Lineage: Eukaryota; Fungi; Ascomycota; Dothideomycetes; Botryosphaeriales; Botryosphaeriaceae.